Molecule: messenger RNA, 3186 nt
Organism: Parnassius mnemosyne (clouded apollo)
Lineage: Eukaryota; Metazoa; Arthropoda; Insecta; Lepidoptera; Papilionidae
Source: the annotation of a GenBank genome assembly
AUGGAGCAAGAACCAUUUCUUAAUAAUGAAAUCUUCAACGUUAAUGAUAUAUCUGAACUGGAAGACUUUAUCAACGGAUACGAUGGUGAUUUUAUGAGUAAAUUGGAAGAAGAGCUUUCAUUAGUCGAUAAUGAUCCAAAUUUAGAUUGGUGUAUUGACAAUAAAAGUAAUAUUGACAAGCAAUCUCAAGCAUCGCCCCAGUGUAAUGCAGGCGGAAAUCCAUUAGUUUCCCAAUAUUCGCAAAAUAGAAAAACACAGCCAAAUGAUGCGCCACAACCGAAGAGCAGCCCAAUACUUGGCGUGUAUAGCAGGGAUGAAGGAUAUAAUUUGGAACCAUCUAACGAUGGCGCACCUUUGCCUGAUGUUACUCAGCACGGGCAGACUCGGGUUUCACCACAACCCAUGGUUAUUCAACAGGUGGUUCCAAGUCCAGUUUAUGUCAAUAUUACUAAAGCAAACCUACAGCAAUUUCCAGAUGGUAGAGCUUCUCUUGUGCAAAUUGAUGGAGGCACACAACUUACUCAGGCAAAUAAAACACAUCAAUCAACCCAGUCACUCCUGAUACCAAAUAAUGCAAAAACAGUAACUCCAUUUAUUCUUAAAAGUGCUGAUCCAAAUUACUCACCGGUUAUUUUAAGAUCUAGUGUUAUCAAUCCAGAUGCCCAGACUUUGAUGUAUAUGAAUGAACCAAUACCAGCUACUACUAAUCAAGGUAUAUUAACAAAUACAAAUUCAAGUACUGAAAAUAGGCCAAUACAUACAUUUUUCACUAGCAAUAAUGGCCCAACAGUCUUAACUGGUAUUCCUGUUGUCCUUGAUGGUGAUAAGAUUGCCUUGAACCAAGUACCAAAUUUAGCAAUGCCCAAAGUCAAAGAGGUGAAAAGAAGUGCCCAUAAUGCAAUUGAGAGACGUUACAGGACUAGUAUUAAUGAUAGGAUAAUUGAGCUGAAGAACAUGCUUGUGGGGGAAGAAGCCAAGCUGAAUAAAUCUGCAAUACUAAGGAAAACAAUUGACUACAUAAAAUAUCUGCAGAAUCAAAACACCAGACUGAAGCAGGAGAACACUGCUUUAAAAUUAGCUUGCCAAAAGUCUGGUGUAAAGGAACCAGUUUUCGACGGAGCAAUCACACCCCCACAUAGUGACAUUUCUUCUCCAUACCAGUCACCACACCCUCUCGAUAGUGAUUCACCAUCUUCUCCAGACUUUAAGGUGGAAGAGAAAUAUUCAAAAGUGGUUAUAGGAAUGGGUGAUCACUCUCGCUUAGCACUUUGUGCAUUUAUGGUUGGAUUAAUUGCUUUUAACCCAUUUAGUGCUUUCUUUGGAGCUACUAUGUUUGAAUCUACAUCUACUGACUAUUCAACAAGAUUUGAUCAAAGAAGAAUAUUAUCUGAUGAAAACUUCAGUUCCGUUGGAGCAUCGUGGGGAUUCUGGCUUUUCAACAAAUCUCUUAUUUACUUAGUGAACUUUAUCAUACUUGGAUUAUGUCUUAUAAAGUUACUGGUUUAUGGAGAUUCUGUUCCAAAAUCACAAUCAAAAGAAGCUGGUCUCUUUUACACACACAAACGACAGGCUGAAAAUUAUUUAAAAAAGGGUGAUCUAACAAAUGCAAGAUUAGAAUUACAUCGUUCAUUGAGCGUGUGUGGAAAGAGCGUGCAAGCUGGAGGUGCAGGUCGCGCAAAGUAUUCUGCUCUUGCUGCUGCAGUACUAAGACAGAUUUUGCAACGGUUGCCUUUUGGUGGCUACUUAGCCCGUCGUGCUGGUGAUUUAUGGACGGACAGUCCUGCACGAAGAGCCACACGACACUGGGCUGCCGAAGUAUCAAAUGUUUCGAAUCGCUUAGCGCAAUUGGAAAUAUUGUCGGACCACAGCGGUCGCAGCGAACGCGUGUUGUUGGCGCUACAGGCUAUCAACUUGGCAGAAGUGACUGGUAAUAGGCAACUUCUGGCUGACACCUACGUCACCGCCGCUUUGGUGUUUAAGGAUUAUAUGCCAAAAAUUGGAAACUGGUUGUGCGGAUAUUACCUGCGCGCGUGCAGCGCGUGGUGCGAGGCGCCGUGCGCGCGGGCGGCGGCGCGCUGCCGGUGGGCGGGCAGCGCGCGCGGCCAGCGCUUCCUGCGCUCGCGCCGCUGGAGCUACGCGCGCGCGCCGCCGCACGCCGCGCUGCUCUCCCGCCUGCCCAACCCCGCCGACCCGCUCGCCUACGCUAUGCGGGCUUAUCAUCUAGAACUGCUUCAGAAGAGUCUGCACAUGUUGCUGUGUGCAGACGAGCGCAGUAACACUCGCGACGUUCUCGAUCUUGUUAAAUUAAUUAUCGACGAUGUUUCAACCGACGCUCCACAACAUACAGGUUGCUGGGAUCCAGUCAUGGAGUGGUGGGCAAACAUUGUUGGUGUUGCGGCUACGUGGCUGUUGGGGGAUAUCAGUAAAGCAAAUGAAAUAGGCGAUAGACUUAAUAUGUUGCCGGAGUCCCUUGUAAAUAGCGAGGACCCUUUACCUGGGGCACUGCACAUGGCGUACAAAAGUCGGCGCGGGCUUCAAAGCCUCGCUCAGUGUCGAGAUGAACGCUCCAUCGAAAGGACAUCGGAGACCAUACUCAAGGUGUGCGAUAUCGCUGGAGCCCGAUUAGCAGAUUCGCUGGCAUAUUAUUGCUGUCGAAAACCAACACAGCUCUUGAUGCUGAUGCAAGUGCUGUGCUGCGACUGGGUGUUGGAGGUGCGUGCGGGCGUGUGGGAGGCGGGCGCCGGGCCGCGGUCAAACCCUGCGCCCCACGCUCAGCUGCAGGCCUUCCAGCGGGACUUACACUCGCUACGGAGACUGUCGCAAUCUCUGCCGUGGGUGACAUCACGAGUGUUUCUCCACUCGGCAGUGUGCAGAAUGAUGGCCGGCGCUGCACCGAGGCGGACGCAACAAUUGCUUGAUGGCAGUUUGCGGCCUCGCUGCAGUCGUUCAUCAAUUAUUUGUGGCAAAGAGCGCGCGCUGGAGGGCGGCGGCGGCGCGGGCGAGCGCGCGGUGGCGCUGUACAUGGCGUGCCGCCACCUGCCCGCCGCGCUGCUGGCCGCGCCCGGCGAGCGCGCCGGCAUGCUGGCGCAGGCCGCCGCCACGCUGCAGCGCAUCGGCCACCGCAGCCGCCUGCCGCACUGCUACCACCUCAUGAAGUCCUUCGGCACGCUGCCCGCCGCGCUGUGA